Chenopodium quinoa (quinoa) is the source of this 2979-nucleotide messenger RNA. Its product is annotated as zinc finger with UFM1-specific peptidase domain protein-like. The transcript is spliced from 7 exons. The coding region runs from base 397 to 1620 and encodes 407 amino acids. The record is from RefSeq and is a predicted model, not a curated record. NCBI's taxonomy places the organism in Eukaryota, Viridiplantae, Streptophyta, Magnoliopsida, Caryophyllales, Amaranthaceae.
CACACACUUCUUUAUAAUUGUCUUAUUUCUACAAAGAUAGCAUGACACUUGUUUAACCAUAAGUUGUUGAUUAUCUCAUCAACAUACAUCAUGAAUCCUUAUUCCUUUUCCCAAAUUUUUAAUUUUUUUUUUUUGAAAACUUUUUAAAUUUCUAGUUAACCUAAUUUUGUAAUUUGUCAUACUUUUGUACAAAAUACAAAGUAUUUUCAAACUUUUCAUAGAAAAAGGGUCUUUUGUGAACCCAAAAAAAAAAAAAAAAAAAAAGAAGAAAAAAAAAGAAAAAAAAGCACAUUUAAAUAUAAAACCCUUUUUUGUCGUUCAGCUUUCUAGAAUUCCACCGUCCCAGUUUGCAGCAAUUACACUUUUCAAAUUCAAGGAGAAGUAAAUACAGCGAAAAUGAAUUAUUCUUGCUGCCCCAUUUGUGAAAACCCGAUACCCAUUAACGAAAUUGAAUGGCAUGUGAACAAUCACUUGGAGGAUGAUGAAUUUGCCAAGGAUAUGGAAUUAGCUCAGCAAAUUGCACUUGCUCCACCAAGUCCACCUCAAAUUGAUAGAAGCUUCUGUUUGGAUUUUGAUCCCGAGUCAGUAUUUGAAGAGGUUCCAGAGAGUAGUACAUCCAGGGAUCUAAAAAGUGGAAGUAGAAAGAAUGAACCAAAAGAUAUCGAUGAACAGAUUUGCUGUAUUAUAAGCUUACAGAGUAAGGCAAUCUUUUAUAAGGUUGAAUCAGGACUAAUGACCUUACUAAAAAAUUGCUUGGAACUUGAAAACUCUACAAGUAUACUCUCAGGUUAUGUUGAUCAUUUUCAAAGCACUAGAUCAGAGGAUAUGGGAUGGGGUUGUGGAUGGCGCAAUAUACAAAUGGUUAGCUCGCACUUACUUAUGGAAAGACCAGAAGCAAGAAAGGUUUUAUUUGGAGGUUCAGAAUAUGUGCCAGAAAUCGGUUCACUUCAAAGAUGGCUUGAAGUUGCCUGGCAGAGGGGUUUUGACAUUGUUGGCUCAAAAUUUUUCAAGGGGGAAAUUUAUGGAUCAAAGAAAUGGAUUGGGACAACAGAGUGUGCGGCACUCUUAUGUUUUUUUGGUCUUCGUGCGAAGAUAGUUGAUUUUGAUGGCAAGGGUAAUAAGAGGGAUGUAGGGCGAGUUGAUAAACCUAUGGAUAGAUUUGUUGCCAGAAGGGACAUUGACGCUAAGGAAGGUCCUGCUAAGUUUGGUGAUGGCUCUACACAGAAUAGUAAGGGCUAUCAAGCUUUGAUUGAUUGGGUUUGGAGUUACUUUUCUGAACAAAAGCCAAAGGAAUCGCAAAGACGUGGGGUUGUUGUUACGAAUAAAAUGCCGUUAUAUUUUCAGCAUCAGGGCCAUUCAAGGACCAUUAUUGGGAUUCAAGCCAAGCAUCAAAAGAAUGGGCAGCAACAGUACAACUUAUUGGUAUUAGAUCCUGCUCAUAAUACAGAAGCUCUGGAGAGGUCGUUGAAGGAAAAUUGUGGAUGGCAAAAAUUUCUGAAAAGAGGUCUUCAUACUUUGAGGAAGCCUCAGUAUCAGCUGUGCUAUGUUGAUCCUGGAAUUGCACGGGGGGAGGAGAUUGAGAAGCUGAAGGAUUUGACUAGUGUUCUGAUUGAAUGCUAGAUGGAAUCAUGAUCUGUGUGCCUCUUACAGGUUUCUGCCUUGUCCCCCCUUCUUGUCUGCCUUCAUAUGUUGUCAACAUGCUUUCUUCCACUUGCAGCUGGAUUUAGUUCCGACAAAGGUUUGAGGACCUUUCAGCAAUUGGGAAUGCUGAUAAAAUAACUUUUACUCUGUCUCUUUUCUGCGCAUCUUGAAAGCUUUCAAGUGAUUUAUCAGUAUUUGUUCAGUUCAAAAAUAUAUUCUUAAGGCAAUGAAGAUUUUGAUAAGAUUGAGUGCGGUGGCCUUGUCUCCUAAUGUUUGAAUCAUGUAUUAGAGAGGUGUAGUGUCUUAUCCUCUUCUCAUUCUCUAUUAUGAAGUAGCUUCUGCUUUAUGGUGUAGACCUCCUGGUUUUUGUGCUGUGUGUAUUUGAUGGGUUAUAUACAGGCAAGUUGGAUUAGUUCAAGAGGAGAAUGCAAUAAAGUUGCAUUGGAGGUGUGAAUUUAUGACUGUUAUUGGGGCUCUUUGGGCUUGGAUUUAUGGUAUCAGCGUUGGGUUAAAUCGAGAGAGAGAUAGGAUAGGAAAUAAGCCAAGGCAAGCCAUCUUCUAUUUUAUGAGUGAAAAAAUGAAGGAAAAGCCAUCAUGGCAAUAAUGGUUGAAAAAAAAAGGACGUGAUGAUUAUGAGAAUUAUGGUGAAGAGAAGUGCCUCACAAAUUCCAAAAAAAAAAUGUUGUAGAUAUGUGCAACAAGUGUAGUUGUGCGGAGAGAAGUUUUCCAAAAGUAUGACAUUGGUGAUGUGCACCAGCAAGAUUGUGUGGGUGAUGAGAUGUGCAUCACAAAAUGAUGUAAAAUUUGAUAAGAAAUAUGUCAAAAUAUUGAAAGAAAGAAGAUUGUGUUGUUGUCACAACAAUAGCAAUUUCCAUCGAGAUCAAUCAAUCAUUGUAACCCAAUUUGAAGCAAGGGGGUGUGUUGGAAUGUUUGCUCAAAAUUGUUAGUGGUUAGUUAAAUUCUAAUGUAUGUAUAGGAACAUGCUCCUAAGUGAUUAGUUUGUGUUUGUGGAGCCGUAAGAGUAGUGGGUUAAUUUUAGGCAUGAUCUUAAUCAUGGGAUCAUGCUCCUUCCAAGCUUAGUUUUGCACUAUGUAUGUGUUGCUAUGUAAUUCGUUUUUCAAUGGAUUGAAUAAAAGUUUAUAAUAUUCUCUCCCUUCUCUCAUCUGUAUUAUAAUGUUAACAGGGCUAUUGAACUUAUCUUCCAUAAUAAAUUUAAUGGGGCCUAAGAGUUGAUGUUUACUGUAGAGUCUUUGCUUCUUUCUGUUCUGUGGCAUCUGGUGUCUUCCAGCAUGGUUCAGCUUGAUUGACAUGCUUUCCUUUUUUUUUUUUUUUUUUUUU